AUGUCGUAUUCGUAUAUGUUCAAGUACAUUAUUAUCGGCGACACUGGCGUCGGAAAGUCUUGUCUUUUAUUGCAAUUCACGGAUAAACGUUUCCAACCCGUUCACGACCUAACGAUUGGUGUUGAAUUUGGGGCUCGUAUGAUUACUCUCGAUGGAAAGCAGAUAAAGCUUCAAAUUUGGGACACGGCAGGUCAGGAGACGUUCAGGUCGAUAACACGGUCUUACUACCGCGGGGCUGCCGGAGCUCUACUUGUUUACGACAUCACUCGUCGUGAUACUUUCCUGCAUUUGACAUCAUGGUUGGAGGAUGCAAAACAGCAUUCCAGCUCAAACAUGGUUAUAAUGCUUAUUGGCAACAAAUCUGAUCUGGAAAGUCGACGCGAUGUGCGAAAGGAAGAAGGCGAGGCAUUUGCUCGAGAACAUGGACUUAUUUUCCUGGAAACAUCAGCGAAGACGGCUGCGAAUGUUGAGGAAGCUUUCAUUGAGACUGCCAAAUCAAUAAACGAGAAAAUUCAGGAGGGUAUUCUGGAUUUGAACAAUGAGGCCAAUGGUAUCAAGAUCGGUCCACACAACUAUCCUUCAGGAGCUUCGGCUUCUGGUUCAAAUCCGUCCAAAGGAACUUCAAGUGGCUGCUGUUAA
This is a messenger RNA of Hydatigera taeniaeformis, 639 nucleotides long. The record is from the annotation of a GenBank genome assembly. NCBI's taxonomy places the organism in Eukaryota, Metazoa, Platyhelminthes, Cestoda, Cyclophyllidea, Taeniidae.